Argentina anserina (silverweed cinquefoil) is the source of this 989-nucleotide messenger RNA. Its product is annotated as ras-related protein RABB1b. The transcript is spliced from 6 exons. Lineage: Eukaryota; Viridiplantae; Streptophyta; Magnoliopsida; Rosales; Rosaceae. The record is from RefSeq and is a predicted model, not a curated record. Gene Ontology annotation, biological process: vesicle-mediated transport; regulation of endocytosis. Gene Ontology annotation, cellular component: endosome. Bases 92 to 727 code for a protein of 211 amino acids. Gene Ontology annotation, molecular function: GTPase activity; GTP binding.
GCAACCAGCAAAGCCCAGAAGAACAAGAAGGAGAGCAGAGCACUCCAACUCCAACCCCAACUCCAACACGACACCGUUUCAUCGGAGCGCCAUGUCUUACGACUACCUCUUCAAGUACAUCAUCAUCGGCGACACAGGUGUCGGGAAAUCGUGCCUGCUUUUGCAAUUCACGGACAAGCGGUUCCAGCCGGUUCAUGAUCUCACCAUCGGCGUCGAGUUCGGAGCUCGCAUGGUCACCAUUGAAACCCGACCCGUCAAGCUCCAGAUUUGGGACACUGCCGGGCAGGAGUCUUUCAGGUCCAUUACUAGAUCCUACUACAGAGGAGCAGCAGGGGCACUGCUGGUUUAUGACAUCACCAGGAGGGAGACGUUUAAUCAUCUGGCGAGCUGGCUGGAGGAUGCCCGGCAGCAUGCAAAUCCUAACAUGACAAUCAUGCUCGUUGGGAACAAAUGUGAUCUUGCUCAUAGAAGGGCUGUCAGCAAAGAGGAAGGGGAGCAAUUUGCCAAGGAGAAUGGACUUUUAUUCUUGGAGGCAUCUGCAAGAACUGCUCAAAAUGUUGAAGAGGCCUUCAUAAAGACUGCCGCAAAGAUUCUUCAGAAUAUCCAGGAUGGUGUGUUUGAUGUAUCUAAUGAGUCAUCUGGUAUCAAGGUUGGAUACGGACGCCCCCAAGGUCCAUCGGGCGCAAGAGAUGGAACUGUUGCUCAAAGAAGCGGAUGUUGCAGCUAACUGGAGAUUCUGUACUCAUUCCUUUGUUCUAGUCACAUGUAUGUCCAGGAUAUGUGCUUUUGAACAUACCUUGUGCCACAUAGGGAAAAGGUUGAAUGUAUAGGUUUAAGCUCUUGGUUAUAUUCUAUUCUGCUUUAUUCGACUCGUUUAGUUCUGAAGUAUGUCUCAACAGGGAUCGACUUUGUACAGUGUUUGUUCAAAGAAAUCCAUUAUUCUAUUGUUCAAGAUCACAAGGAAAUAUAUAUUAUUUUGUUUUAAGAAA